AGGCCCUAUUUUUAGUGAACCCCGAUACAAAGUGUGUAAUCCUAAAUUGAAAGUGUGCACUACGAAUUCGAGAAGUGUGUACCUACUAAAUACUAAUAAAUAAGACUACUUGCUAGAUAGUAAUAGGUAGUAUAGAAUACAUCAUUCACAUUUAUAAAAAAUAAUAUUUUUUUUAAUUUUUUUUGAUUUGUCACUUAUUAUUGACGAUAAAUUGACUAUGGUGAACCUGAUAUCAGCGGUGAUUAUUGUGUUUUCAUGAUAGACCAAACGUGGUUACAAUGUUUUAUUCAUACCUUAUCAGUUAUCAGUUAUAAUUUAUCAACAUUCUCACCGCACAUGUGAAAAUUUUGAAGUGACAACGAUAAAAUAGGUGUUAACUGUCAAGUGUUUUUGAUUUUAAUUUUUAUCCUGGUGACUGGUACCUAUAGUGGUAUUUAUAAAAAUUGAAUAGUGAAUACUAUACUGAAAGAAAUUUAAAAUAAUACAUUUGUACCUAAAUACGUUAACCAUUAUUGUAUUAUUAUGACUUCAAACAACAUUACAAAUAUGAGUAAAUCCAAAAAACUUAAAACUCUUCAUCAUUUUUUCAUGCCAAAAUUAAAUUCUGGUGACAAUGAUCAAGGUGAUGAAGUACCAUCAGGUAUUUAUAUACACAAUUUUAAAAUAACUUGGUUUGUGUUGGCUGUUUGUGUUUAUAUAAUAUGGAGUUUAUAGAUUCGUUGUAUAUUAAUUGUAUGUAAUAUGUAUUUACACAUUUAAUUUAUAACAUAUAUUUAUAUUGAUGGGUAGAAAUAAUUGUUAUAAGAAUAAUUUAUGUUUUCAAUGUUUUAUAUGUUAAUUGUUAGACUAUUUGUGUUCAGUGUAUGCAGUGACCCAAGCUACUUAAGUUAUUAAGUAAAAUUGCAUACAUAUUAUUUUAAAUGUAAUGUAUAUUAUGUAAGUAUAUUUAAUUGAUGUAUUAUUAAAUCCUAGAUUACUUGUUAAAUGUGUUUAUGUUUAUUAUAGUUUAGUGAUUAAUUAUUGUAAUUAAUUAUUGUGGAACUUCCAUUAAUAAGGUUUUUCUCCUAUCUUGAACUUAAGUACAUUUAUAUGACCUAGUUGUUAAAUUGUCUAAAAAUCUUAUUGUAAUUAGUAAAUUAAUUGAAUAUGAACCUUACCUACCAGUUAAUUAUUUCCAUGAACGAUGAACAAGUAUAGGAGGUAAAAAUAGAGGUUUUCAUAUUUACAGCUUUCUUAUUAUUAAUUAUGUGUGCAAACUGUGUUUGUAAAUUUGUAAUAAUUGUUCAUUUAACUUGGUAUUUUUGAAAGAGAUAUUGCAUGAUUGUGUUAUAAAUUAUGUUUUUUUUUUUACUUAUGAGGUACAAUGGUAUAUUAUGUGAAUAAGUAAUUUGGGUUGGUAUACUAACAUUAGUUCUAAGUUUUAUUUUCAAAAUAGUUUCAAUUCAAUAUUAUCCAAUAUCUUUAUAUUUUUUCUGAUAGCUUCUGGUUCUGGAUCUAUUUCUAAUGUUGAUGUUGAUGUUGAUAUUAAUAAAGAUAUUUCUAAGAUAACUGUGGAAGAUGAUAAUUUUACCAAAAAUUUAAAUACAAAUGAAGGACUUGGUAUUGAAUUUAAUGAACCUGCAAUAACAAUAAAAAAUAAGAAGAAAAUUAAGUUAAAUUUGGAUUUAAAUUUUGAAAAGAUAGGCUCACAGGGAAGAAAAAUGGUUAGAUGUAAAGUUUGUUAUCUUUAUCCACAAACUGUUUUAAUAAAUUGCAAGCAAAAAAAUCACAUACCACCUAUUUGCUCAGAAUUAGGUACUUUGCCUAGAGGUUCAAUUUUAGAAAGUCAUUUACAAUCUGAUAUUCAUAAAGAAUGUAUUAAGGCUGAUUUCAUAUCAAAAUUAUCAGUUUCUGAUACUGAUAUUUCUGCUCCAAUUAAUAAAUUGAUAUCAAACCAAAAUAAAAAGGUAGCACAAAGAAUAGGUGAAUUUAUGUGUACAAUUUUUAAUAACGCUAAGAGGGGAACUUUAAGUGCCUGGUCAUGGCCAUCCAGAGAAGUUGUUGAUUUAAAGCGAAAGAAGUUGGACGUAAGUAUUGAGUUUAAGGCAUUAGAGAUCCAUGAAGGUGAUUUACAGUAUAUAACUCCUACAUACUAUCGUGAUUUUUUAAGUUGUAUAGUGCAAGCAGAUAUUAUCAACUUGAAAAAUAAAUUAAAGACUUGUUUAGCAAUUUCUAUAAGGUGUGAUGGUUCAGUUGACCGAACGCAAAUUGACAAUAUCCAUGUUCUAGCUAAAGUAAUACUGGAAAAUGGAGAAGAUGAAUUAAUCUUUAUAGGUUUUGAAGAACCUAAAUCUAAAGGUGCUUUAGGAUACUUCGAAGCAGUCCAGACAGCUAUUAAUCAACUAAUUGAUUGGAAGGAAACUAUGAAUUUAGUCUCAUCAUUUGUAACAGAUGGAGCCAGUGUAAAUACAGGUCAAAAAAAAGGUCUUUGGACUUUAAUAGAAAAUGAAAGAAAAGCGGAUGAAAUUAAAGUUCCUAUUAUGAAAAUUUGGUGUGCUGUUCAUCGCUCUGCAUUAGCUUGGGAAAAACUAACCCAACAAGUUUCUGAAGUUUCUAAAAUAAUAGAAACUUGUUCAUCAAUUUCCACAUAUUUCCACCAGUCUGGUGUGAGAACGAAAGAAUUGAAAAUAAUUGCUGAAAAGGAAAAUAUUAAGUAUGUACAACUUCCAAAAUACUUUGAUGUACGCUGGACCGAGUUCACAUACAGCCUGCUAGUUGGAAUAUUGAAAAAUUGGAGAGUACUUGUCAAAUAUUUUAUGUUCAACCUUCAAAAUACUAUAAAAGAUUCUAAAGCUGUUGGUUUUUACAAAAUUCUCACCGACAUAAACAAAUUGAAGUUAUUGUGUUUUCUUGCAGAUCUAGGCUAUUUGUACACAAGGUUUCAAAAACAAAUUCAAAGUGAUGAAUUAUUAAUAUUUGAUAUCGAAGCUAGAAAAGAUGGUUUAAAGAAAAAUAUAGAACAGUUAAUUAACUCUCCGCUGAUUGGUGGUUGGGAAUAUAUUUUAACUCAAGAAAUUGUGACUGAAUAUGAACCAAGUACAGAUAACACUAAGAUAAAACUCAAAGAAAUCGAAUUACAUGACAAAAUAUCUUUGGGAAGAACAAAAAGUAGUAGAAAUUUGUAUGUAUCUGAAGAUCGUACAUUUUCAUCAGUACGCAACGAUUCAAUCGAACAUAUUAUGUCAUACCUUGAUCUACGUUUGGAUGUAUCUGAAUGGAAUGAUUUAAAACCAUUAGCCUGUUUAAACGAAUCAAUUUCCGAUGAAGAUUUAAAAAUAUGCCAUGAUAAAAUUUGUCCAGAUUUUGAACUUCUCGAUUUUGUUACAUCAUAUAAAGAAGCAUGCUGUAUCCCACAGUUGAGAAAUAAAAAGAUUUCUAAAGAAGUAUUAAAAGCGCUCUUAAAUAAUUAUGAAGGAUGGAAACCUUUGGUUAUUUCUGUGGCACGCAUCCUGGCUGCUAAACCACAUUCAGCUGAUGUUGAGAGAUUAAUAUCAUAUUACAAUGUCUUGAAAACUUGUGGACGGUCAUCCUUAUUGCCAGAAACUAUAAAAAAUUCUCUUUACAUAAAAUUAAAUAUGUGUAAUGUUUCAAAGUUUGAUCCUCAUCCAGCUGUCAUAAAAUGGCUGUCUGAUAAAAAAAGACAUAAUAAAGUUCAUCCACUUGCAAAACAACAAGAGUGGUAUGGAGGUGUUUUUGAGGAAGCCAGAUUAAGCAAAACAGCUGAUGAAGACUUAGCUAUUAAGGAUAUAUGCAUACAAUUUUAAACUAUAUAUCCCAUGAUUAAUAAAAAAAAGAAUUAUUAAAAAAAAAUAGUUGUCAUUGUAUUUAUUAUUUAAUUGUAUAAUCAUGGAAGUUUGGGGAAGGGGGGUGUGGGGGGCUUUGCCCCCCACGGUUUCGUAUCGUAUCAUGGUACAUUAAAAAAUGUGUAGUACGAAAUUUUAUGAAAAAUAGGGGCUGGU
Messenger RNA from Aphis gossypii (cotton aphid), 3998 nucleotides. RefSeq lists its product as uncharacterized. The transcript has 3 exons. The record is from RefSeq and is a predicted model, not a curated record. Lineage: Eukaryota; Metazoa; Arthropoda; Insecta; Hemiptera; Aphididae. The coding region runs from base 1701 to 3803 and encodes 700 amino acids.